Messenger RNA from Condylostylus longicornis, 3902 nucleotides. RefSeq names its product echinoderm microtubule-associated protein-like 2. NCBI's taxonomy places the organism in Eukaryota, Metazoa, Arthropoda, Insecta, Diptera, Dolichopodidae. Gene Ontology annotation, molecular function: microtubule binding. Gene Ontology annotation, cellular component: mitotic spindle. Gene Ontology annotation, biological process: microtubule cytoskeleton organization. Bases 444 to 3410 code for a protein of 988 amino acids. The record is from RefSeq and is a predicted model, not a curated record. The transcript has 12 exons.
AAAUUGCAACUUAUAUUUAAUAAUAUUUUAUUAAAUUAAUAAUUCGAGAUAAUUACAUUAUAUAAUAAUAUUAGUUACAGUUGGCUUCGUGUCUAUAAACAUAGUAAAUAGUUGUAAAUUAUAAAAACAAGAAAAAAAUAAAACAAAAGAGAAUUUUGUUACUCCUAUUUUUUAUAAUUAAUUUUUAAAUUUUAUAAUAAAAAAUUAUAUUAAAUUUAUGAAAGUAAAAAAAAAUUAAUUUAGAUUUGAACUAAAUUUUGUAUAUACAUAUAUUUGAGUAUGUAUGUUAAGUUUAAUGUUAUAUAAAAGAUUAACCUAUAGUUUUUCUGACUUGCAUAUUUUUUUUAUAACUGAAACGAUUUUUUUAUAUAAUUACUAUAUAUAUAAAAAUUAUUAUUAAAUUAUUAUUAUUGGCUUAAUUUUUUAUAAUUUAAUAAAAAAAAAUGAAUGGACAUCGUUCAAAUGGGAAUGAUGGUAUCCAUUACGAUGAAAUAUUAGAAGAAGAAACAAUUGUAACAUCAUCAUCAGCAUCAUCGCUAUCAACAGUAAUUAAAUUAAAUAAAAUUAAUGAAAAUGGCAAUGGUAAUGGAAAUGUUACAAAUCCACUAUCAAGUCGAUUAACGUUGUCAUCAGAUAAUGAUGGAUUUUCAACAGACGAAAUGUUGGAGUCAGAAAAAUCUAGUUUAGCUGGACGCGUACAUGAUCUUGAACGUAGAGUACUGACACAACAAGAUGAAAUUGUAUGUCUUCGUUCAACACUUGCUGAUGUUUUAAGACGUUUAAAUUUAAUUGAAGGAAAUAUUGAACGUAAUACAAAUUCAACAACAUCACAUCACUAUAAUUCACAAACAGAUCAUCAUAGUACAUAUAGAGGUGGUCGUAGUGCUCCAUCAACACCAGCACGAAGUGCACCAGUGCCAAGUUUUAAUAGACUGACUUCUCCGAGUCCAACAAAUAAUAGCUCAUCAUCAACAGCAUCAAGUAAUGAAUGGAAAUUAAGAAAACCUUUACCACGUUCAACACCAAAUUAUCAUCAUCAAACUGAAUCAUCAGCAGUACGUCGUCAUCAAACUGUUGUUUCAUCGGCGACACACGGAACAACAACACAACAAAAUUACAAUAAUAACAAUAAUAAUUAUAAUACAAAUCAUCAUCAACAACCACAUAAUCGAAAUAAUAAACUACAUCAUCAAUCGAAUGGUUCACUACAUUCAGAUUCACAUAGUAGUAGUAGUGUGUCGCCAGCUCCAUCACCUUCACCACGACCAAAUACAGUAAAUCACCAUGUUGGUUUAGGUAAACGAUGGAGUAGUACAGGUGAUUUUCAGAAUGGUGGUGUUGGCGCCGGUGUUGCUAAUGGUAGUGGUGUUGGUGUAGUAUCUACUAUUGGUGGUUCAUCAUUGCAAGGAAGACUGUCUGCGAAAUCUUUACUUAAUUUGUCGUCAUCCAAAUCAAUGGCAAAUCAUAUGUUAAAGCAUGGCACUCAUACUGCCACCUAUAAUGAUGAAGAAGGUUCGGUUAAAAUGUUCCUUCGUGGACGUCCACUAAUAUUUUUUGCGCCGUCCGAUGUUAAGGAUUCUUAUGAUAUUACAAAAGUUCAACCAGCACCAAGUAGAAAACUAAAAUUGGAUUGGGUUUACGGUUAUCGUGGAAAAGAUUGUCGCUCAAAUUUGUAUCAGUUACCAACUGGUGAAAUGGUAUAUUUUGUUGCUGCUGCAGUUGUUCUUUAUAAUGCAGAUGAACAAUGUCAAAGACAUUAUCUAGGGCAUACAGAUGAUGUUAAAAGUUUGGCAGUUCAUCCAAAUAAACUUCUAGUCGCUACAGGUCAAUGUGCUGGCCAUGAUAAAAGGGAUGCAACGCCCCAUGUUAGAGUUUGGAAUUCAGUUUCCUUAGCAACAAUAGCAGUUAUUGGAGCUGGUGAUUUUACUGGUUCUGUUAAUUGCUUAUCAUUUAGUAGAGCUGAUGGUGGAGCUAAUUUAGCUGUUAUCGAUGAUUCACCUGAGAAAAUUAUUUCAGUAUGGGAUUGGCAAAAAGGUGAAAAAGGUGUUAAAAUAACAGAGACCAGGUGUUCAGUCGACACUGUUGUAGCUGUUGAAUAUCAUCCUCUAGAACGAAAUCAAAUUAUUACUGUUGGUAAAAGUCAUGUUGCAUUUUGGACACUUGAUCAUAGCGGCGCAUUAUAUAAGAAAAUGGGUAUAUUUGAAAGUAGAGAAAAACCAAAAUAUGUCACUUGUAUUGCAUUUAAUCAAAGUGGUGAUGUUAUAACAGGUGAUUCGAGUGGAAAUAUCGUUGUUUGGGGUCGUGGAACAAAUACAAUAUCUCGUUUCUUUAAAAAAGUUCAUGAAGGACCGAUAUUUUCAUUGUGCGCUUUAAAAGAUGGUGGUCUGAUUUCUGGUGGUGGUAAAGAUAGUCGUAUUAUAAUUUUUGAUGAAGAUAUGAAUCGUGCUGAUGCAGAAGGAUUCAUUGAACCACAUUUUGGUGGUAUACGUGUCAUAAAUGAAGGAAAAGGAUCGCAAAUUCUUGUUGGUACUACAAGAAAUUGUAUAUUAAUUGGAUCAUUAGAUUUAGGAUUUAAUCCAGUUGUUAUGGGUCAUACAGAAGAGAUAUGGGGUUUAGCUGUACAUCCAAAUAUGGCACAAUUUGUAACUGGGGGAUUUGAUCAGUUAUUACAGUUAUGGGACGCUUUAUCACAUUCAGUUGUAUGGAGUAAAGAUAUUGGAGAACAAAUUCAAUCAUGUGCAUUUUCACCAGAUGGCGAAUUAAUAGCUGUUGGUGGUAUAACUGGUCGUUGGAUGAUAUUUGAUGCUCAAACAAGAGAAAUGCUUGCACAAUUCAUUGAUGGUCAAGAACCAAUUCAAGCUAUUCAGUUUUCACCAGACGGACAAUUUUUGGUUAUAGCAUCAAGAGAUAAUUUCCUCUAUGUAUAUCAAAUUGAUGGUUCAAGAUUUUCAAAAGUUGGACGUUGCAGUGGUCAUUCAAGUUUUAUUAAACAUGUUGAUUGGUCUGAAGAUAACCAAAUGUUAAGGAGUAAUUCUGGAGACUAUGAGACACUAUAUUGGAAUUCUGGAACAUGCCGUCAAAUUACAUCUAAUACUGCAAUACGUGAUGUAUCAUGGUCAACAAAUACAUGUACUUUAACUUUCAAUUCGAUUGGAAUAUGGCCAGAACAUGCAGAUGGUACAGAUGUUAAUUCAGCAGCGAGUAGCCAUGAUAAAUCAUUAAUUGCCUCAGGUGAUGAUUUUGGGCGUGUAAGAUUAUUCGUAUAUCCAGCGAUGCAACCAAAGUCCCUAGCACACAAUUACAAUGGUCAUAGCAGUCAUGUGACUUCGGUUGGAUUUUUGCAUGAUGAUACCAGAUUGAUUUCAACUGGUGGCAACGACACUAGUGUAAUGCAAUGGGAAGUUAUGUAAACGCGAUUGAAAAUUGAAAAUUAUUACAAUUUUUUUUUUAUACACAAUUCAAAAGUAUAAAUGUAUAAACACUUUUAUAAAAGAAAAAAAACAAAAAUGUUCAUUAACACUUUAAAGAAAAAGCUUUUCAAAUUUUAAAUACAAAAUUUUACAAAAUAAAAUAAGAAUAUAAAACUAAAAUUUAUGCCAGAUAUUAAUUAUGCAUAAACUAUAAUACAUACAUUCCAAAAAUUAAAAACAUAAACUUUAUAAUUGUUAAUCACAUUUUAUUAUUUGAUUUUCAAUAUUAUAGAAAUAGAAAAUUUUUAAGUGAACAAGUUUAACUUGUCUUGCAUUAUGAAAUAAAAAUUUAAAAAGAAAAUAUCAACUCAUACAGUUCAAUGUGAAAACAUUUACAAAUAAUUUCUAUUUAAAGGAAUAUUGAAUAAAAUCUGCUUAAUUAAAAAAUUUAUUUUUUAAAAGUCCAGUAUAAAUAAAAAUUAAAUUUUGAUU